Molecule: messenger RNA, 3488 nt
Organism: Equus caballus (horse)
Lineage: Eukaryota; Metazoa; Chordata; Mammalia; Perissodactyla; Equidae
Gene: GDPD4
Product: glycerophosphodiester phosphodiesterase domain containing 4
Biological process (GO): lipid metabolic process
Cellular component (GO): membrane
Molecular function (GO): glycerophosphodiester phosphodiesterase activity
Source: RefSeq, a predicted model, not a curated record
GCCAGAAAAAGCAUACUCAAGGGAUUAUAUGCUAUUUCAACCACCAAUGCUAUCUCACUUUCAUUACUGGCUGCUACAGCUGCAAGUGGAAAGUCAAACGGGAGAAAAAAUCUAGCCAUAAAAUUUGCUGCUGCUCUUGGGUACAGAGAGUUGGGAAGGAGCUGGACCACACUUUCUCAGAUAGGGGGAACUUGGGCUGGUCCCUAACUCCAUGAGGGUUCAUUAGAGUCUCAAGGACUGGGUGUGCUAGGGCCUACUUCCUCCAUGAAAAGACUGUCUCAAUUCUGGAGCCAAAGUUAACUUUACUGAAACAUGUGCUGGUUUUCUUCAUUUUCUUUCACUUGUAUUCUUUUUAUGUCAUUCAUUUAUUCAUUCACUUUUGCUUUUACUCAUUCAGUAAACCUUGAAGAAAAAAUGAAGUUUAGGUACAAUUAGAUGUUUUUGGCUAGGGAUUACAGGAAUGCCUGAAUCUUUAAUUCUCUCUUCAUUGUGAGUUUCCCAAAGGAGCUAUGCUUGUGAGGAAAAAAACAGCAAGUGAGAAACAAGAUGCUCCGUUAUUACUGGUCAGGCUAAUGCCUGCUUUUCCCUAAUAAAGAUCUCUGGUGAGGCUAAAUAGUGGCUUGUGGCCUCACCUCAUUGAGGGCCUCUUUUUCUAAGCCAUAUGUUGGGACCAUCUGGUGGGCUAUAUGAUAUAAAAGACCCAGUGAUGAGCAUGCUGGAGUGAGAAGAGGAGGGCCAUAUCAUGUACCUUCACUUACUUGUAAACAUGGUCCAGCUAGGGUCUGAGAGUCUGACGGAUUGGAUCACUAAUUUCCUAUGCCCGAGCUGGGGGAAGGGGUGGAAAUGAGAAGCUUCCCUGGAUUAGGCAGGAGUGUUCUUCUGUCCUCUUUACCUUUCGUGCCCAGAUAUUUGGCUUCUAUGCUAGUGACUGGGAAUAGCAGAGGAGCCUUAGGCAUGAUUCAUGCUCUCAAGGAAUUCACACUCUGUGGAGGAAAACACAAGUGCACACAUAAUCUCAAUAUAGUAAAAGAAGUGCUAUACUUUGUGUGUGUGUGUGUGUGUGUGUGUGUGUGUGUGUUUGCAUGCGUGCAUGCAUCCAUGUGCCAAGGGAGGGACUGAAAAUAACUUUAUAUAGAAGUUGAAAGAUGAUUAAGAAUUGGAUAUGUAAAGAAUAGGGGAUGGCAGAAGAAAUAGUACCGGAGGAGUUGUCAGAGGGCAUUGGUGUAAGUUUUAUUUUAUGUGUAACUGAGGAUAUGGAUGGAGAAGUGAUGGGAAAUGAAGCUAGAGAGAGAUGAGUCAGAUGUUGUGUAGUUUAAAGAAUUUGACCUCUGCCACGUAGGGAAUAAAGAGUCCCUAAAGAUUUUAAGCUAGUGAUGUUGCCUAAGCUAUGUUUUGGAAUGAUUAUUUGAUCAUGUGAGGAUGCAUUGGAAGGUACAAAACUAAUGCAAGGAGACGUCUUUGCCUUCAAAGAGAAAGCAACAGCAAUAUUCAAGAGAGAGCGGUUAUUUUACCCAUUUCUGGUUGCUUCAUUUUGCUUGUCUGUCACGUUGCUCUACGUGUGGAUAGAAACCUCAAACGAAUACUUUGGCUUUGACUGGGUUGUUUUUCUAGGUACAGGAAACUGGUUCUACUGUUCCAUUCUUUUACUGAGUUUCUUUGGGAUCCUGACUGCCUACUCUACAUUGCUGUUGAUACUUGGAUUUUUGUUGAUUUGGGAUGGGAGGCAUGAUCUACAGCUGCACUGGUUUCAUAAGAUCCUGACUCUGCUAGUGAUUCUGCUAUCCUCGUUUUUUAUGUGGAUUUUAAGCGUUUACUGGAAAGACAGGUGGUUGACAGCUGGGCUUUCACUGAAGGUCUUUGCUCCCUACAUACACCUGAGCAGCAUACCUGUGAUGGUUCUCAUUUCCUGGCCUGUGGCCUUCUACUUAAUCCAUUUGGAAAGAGAAGCUAGAAUCAGAAAAUACAAGAUGACAAGUCGUGAGAGAAGAAGAGUCAAGAGAUGUGAUAGACUCGCAAAAUUGAGAGCUCUACAAGUGGCUAUUGGAUUGCCCUUUUUUCUUAUCCUUUUAUGUCUCUAUGUGGUCCCAUUGGGGAUUUACUCUCCCUGCAUUCAGGAGAAGGAUAAAUUGGGACCCAAGCCAGACAUCUUUGGACAUAGAGGUGCACCCAUGCUGGGGCCUGAGAAUACCAUGAUGUCCUUUGAGAAAGCUGUUGAACACAGGGCUUUUGGGCUGGAGACUGACGUAUACUUAAGUUAUGAUAGCGUGCCUUUUCUCAUGCAUGACUAUGACCUGAGAAGAACAACCAAUAUUCAGAAAGUCAUGCCAAAUGCCUCCUUUGCACACCCUUCUUCUUUCACAUGGGAUUUCCUGUCGACUCUGAAUGCAGGCGAAUGGUUUGUACAACCACAGCUCAAACCAUUUUACAAUAUGAAACCCAUAUCAGAGGCUGAUAGUAAAAAAGCAGAAAGUCAGAGGAUUCCAAGACUAGCUGAUUUAUUGGAACUUGCACGGAAGGAAAAAAAAUUUGUGAUAUUUGAUCUUAACAGCCCUAAACAAAAACAUCCUCACAGAAACACGUAUGUCCGCCAUGUAGUAAGCGUGAUCCUUGACUCUAAAAUUGAGCAACAUCUGAUUUAUUGGUUGCCAGGUUUUGAUAGGGACUAUGUCAGGAGCACAGCUCCUGGUUUUCAGCAAGUCGGCCGGCUUUACUCCAUCGAAAGCCUUGCAUAUGAAAAUCUGAGUAUAAUAAAUGUUGACUAUAAGGAAUUGUUCUACAAUGGAUUGAAAGACUAUAAAGCAGCUAACAUCACCAUCAACUUAUACCUCGUGAAUGAGCCUUGGCUCUACUCACUGGCCUGGUGCUCCAGGAUUCACUCCGUGACCACGGACAACAUUCAGACCCUAAGUCAGCUAAAUCACCCUUACUUCUUUAUGACGCCAAAUUACUAUGUCUUCAUGUGGCUUUUCGUGGAUAGUGUUUCUGCAAUUUUCAUUGUUGCCAUAUUUUAUUUUCAUUGGUGGAAUGAGAACGAAAAAGAAAAAUUCUUCAAAAGCACCAGUACUCAUAAAGAUACUCGGAACCUCCCAAAGGGAAAAACUAAGAAGUCAGGAGCUUCUGUGAUAUCCAAACCACCCCCCCGAGUUAAGGAAAGCCCUUGGACUUUAGAAGCCCUCACCCCAGCUUUAACCAGAAGCACAAGGAAACACCCAGGCCCUCAGCAGUUUUCAGCAGUCCCUGAGGAGAAAGCCAGCAAACCACUGAAGCCUGUCAAAGAUGACGUAACACAACCAGUGCCCACCCAGGAGGACUUUGAACUCGCCCAGGAACCCACCAGAGAGGCCACCCACAAAACUGCUUUGCCUGACUUGAAGGCGAAUGAACCAACAAUUUCUUCUGCAGAGGUCCCUCAUCCUGAAACACAACCAGAUUACACCCCCAUUGUUGAAUCCUCCCAAUAAUCAUCUUUUAUUAUGUUUUCCACCACA